CGAUCGCAGAGCGAAUCACUUUCAUAUUAAGCUCUUGUCAUCUUGUGCCACGGAAAGGCGUUCACACACAUCACGGGAUAAUCUCGGGCAUUUACCCACAUCAACAAGGGUAGUAGUGUUAGCCACGAAGUUCAACAACAAUGGUGUUUGAAUCUAUGGUCAGUGAUCUCCUGAACAGGUUCAUCGGAGACUAUGUGGAAAACCUCGACAAGUCCCAGUUGAAGAUUGGCAUUUGGGGAGGCAAUGUUGUUCUGGAGAACCUGAAAGUGAAAGAAAAUGCGUUGAGUGAGCUGGAUGUUCCAUUUAAAGUGAAAGCUGGUCAGAUUGGAAAACUGACAUUGAAGAUCCCUUGGAAGAACUUGUACAAUGAUGCUGUAGUUGCAACGUUAGAUGGUCUCUAUCUGCUGGUGGUUCCUGGAGCAACUGUGUCUCAGUUACGUACAUGUCCAUACAAUGAAUCUGACCACUACUCUCUCUCUCUACCUUGUGCUGCUCACCUCACGGGACACGUAGACUCUCAGACGGGAGAGCUGCUGUUUAAUCUGGAAAGUGUUGUGUAUAAGGAGCCUCAGCAUGGCUUUAAGAUUAAAAAACACAAAAAAGGCUUUAAGAGUCUAAAGUCUUUAAAACGCCGUGAAAACAAACAAGAAAAGCCUCAGAAAGAUGAGAAGAAGGACACGUUUGCUGAGAAGCUGGCCACGCAAGUCAUCAAGAACCUGCAAGUCAAGAUCACCAGCAUCCAUAUCAGAUAUGAGGACGAUAUAUUAGACCCCCAGCAGCCCCUCUCUAUGGGAGUCACCCUGGCUGAGCUGAGUCUACAGACGACCGAUGAGAACUGGAAGUCGUGUAUUCUGAACGAGGCAGCCAGGAUCAUCUACAAGCUGGGCCGUUUGGAAUGUCUGUGUGCCUACUGGAACGUCAACAGUCCCAUCUUCUAUAAAGGCUCCUGGGAAGAGAUACUGGAAAAGCUGAAGGACGGCAUCAGCACCAAGGAGCAAGAGAUCAAAGACUACCAAUAUAUUUUCAAACCCAUCUUUGCCUCUGCUAAAAUGGUAAUCAACCCGAGUGCUGAGAUUGAGCUGAAGUCUCCCAAAGCCAGCCUGCAUCUGGAGGUUCAGAAUGUAGCAGUAGAGAUGACCAGACCACAGUACCUAACCAUGGUGGACCUGCUCGAGUCUAUAGACUGUAUGGUGAAGAAUGGACCGUACAGGAAGUUCAGACCUGAUGUACCUGUACACACAAAUGCCAAGCACUGGUGGAAGUACAGUAUGAACAGCAUCCUGGACGUUCACAUCAGACGUUUCAACCAGAUGUGGUCGUGGGCCAACAUCAGGAAGCACCGCCACACUCUGAAGACCUACAGGGCAGCCUACAAGGCCAAACUACUGACAACACAGGGUAAACUCCGAGAGGACCAAGAGAAGCAGAUACAGGACCUGGAGAAGAGCCUGGAUGUCUUCAACAUCACGUUGGCCCGGCAACAAGCACAGAUGGAGGUGAUCCGGUCAGGGCAGAAGGUGGUAGCUAAGAAGGCUGUGGCCGGCCAGAAGCAGGGAGGAGGGUUUUUCAGCAGCUUCUUUGGAAGAAAGGAAGGGAAGAAGAAAGAGCAGGAACAGGAAACCCAGGAGGAAGAGGGUACAGGCAUUGAAGAGUUGAUGUCUGCUGAUGAGAAGGCUAAACUCUACACGGCCAUCGGAUACAGUGGUAGUUCUCACAACCUGGCCUUACCCAAGCAGUACGUAGCAGUGGUGGUGACCUUCAAGCUGUUUUAUAGCCCGUCCAUCACGAGACCCGUACCUAAUCACAACCCAGCACCACCGUCUCCCAGAGACCCGUCCCUAAUCCCAACCCAGCACCACCGUCUCCCAGAGAUCACUAAUCCCACCCAGCACCACCGUCUCCCAGAGACCCGUCCCUAA
Oncorhynchus tshawytscha (Chinook salmon) is the source of this 1919-nucleotide messenger RNA. RefSeq names its product vacuolar protein sorting-associated protein 13C-like. The record is from RefSeq and is a predicted model, not a curated record. The transcript is spliced from 19 exons. Lineage: Eukaryota; Metazoa; Chordata; Actinopteri; Salmoniformes; Salmonidae. Gene Ontology annotation, biological process: protein retention in Golgi apparatus; mitochondrion organization; protein targeting to vacuole. Gene Ontology annotation, cellular component: extrinsic component of membrane. The coding region runs from base 141 to 1919 and encodes 592 amino acids.